AUGGAGGAUUCCGGGGUUCUGGCGACUGCAGACCAAUCCAUGCCCCCCAAAACUCCCAUCACCCCCAGCCACGAAGAUGACAAGGAUGAUGGGAGUUAUAGUCCUGCAAAUCAGGAUGAAAGCCGCAGCCAGCACCCUCUCGAUCCCGAACACCGCCUGCCGUGCCAUAUUCAGAAAAAAAAAAUGCACGUCUCAGAAUGUUCAAAGCUACCAAACAGAACGACUGUGACCAAGUUCCUGUUGGUGGGAUUUAGCGGCUGUCGAGGAUGCCAGCUUUCUAUCUUUGCCUCAUUUUUACUGAUUUAUAUAUUUGCCGUCCUAGAAAAUGUAGUAAUCGUAGCGCUGAUCCUGCAAGAUUUCAAACUCCAAAAGCCAAUGUAUAUUUUCUUGGGGAACCUGUCCUUCCUGGAGAUCUGGUACAUCAGUGUCACUUUGCCCAACAUGUUGGCCAACAUCCUUACGGGGAACCAUGAGAUUUCCCACGGCGCUUGUAUAGCCCAGCUCUUUAUUUUCACAUUUCUAGGCGCUGCCGAGUGUUAUCUCUUGGCCGCCAUGGCUUAUGACCGUUACGUGGCUAUUUGUAAUCCUCUACGCUACACAAUAAUAAUGCAAAGCAAGAGUGUUGUGGCGCUCCUGCUUUGCUGCUGGCUCAGUGGCCUCUUCACGCCCGUUCUUCCCAUUUGGUUUCUUAGUCAGCUGGAUUUCUGCGGGCCUAAUCAAGUUGAACAUUAUUUUUGUGAUGCGUCACCGCUGGUUACGCUGGCGUACGGUGAUACCAAGUCCAAAGAGCUUGUAGACUUCAUUGUGUCCGUGGCUGUUCUCAUGAGCUCACUGUCGGUCAUCUUUAUCUCUUACUUUUGCAUCACGUGGACUAUCGUGAAGAUGUCGUCUUCCCGCGGAAGGCGCAAGGCCUUUUCCACCUGUACCUCUCACCUGGCUGUGGUUUGCCUCUUCUACGGAUCUAUGGGUUUCACUUACAUGCGGGUGGGCGCGGGUUCCCCCUUCUCCAACAACAUGCUUGUGUCUGUUUUCUAUUCUAUUGUUACCCCAACUCUGAACCCUGUCAUUUAUUCGCUCCGAAAUGAAGAUGUCAGGGUAGCGCUAAAUAAAGUUCUGAAAACCAAAUCUCUUUUGAGAAAAAGGUAA
Messenger RNA from Spea bombifrons (plains spadefoot toad), 1146 nucleotides. RefSeq names its product olfactory receptor 6Q1-like. Gene Ontology annotation, biological process: G protein-coupled receptor signaling pathway. Gene Ontology annotation, cellular component: membrane. Lineage: Eukaryota; Metazoa; Chordata; Amphibia; Anura; Pelobatidae. Gene Ontology annotation, molecular function: G protein-coupled receptor activity; olfactory receptor activity. The record is from RefSeq and is a predicted model, not a curated record. Bases 1 to 1146 code for a protein of 381 amino acids. The transcript is spliced from 4 exons.